AUGGCAUCCAAAUCUCAGAUGUCCUAUGAACAACGCGCACAGAACCACCCCAAUCCCUUAGCUCGACGUCUUUUCCAAAUUGCAACAGAGAAACAAUCGAACAUUGUAGUUUCAGCAGACCUCACAUCGACGAAGGAACUUCUAAACUUGGCUGACCAACUGGGCCCUUAUAUGGCUGUAUUAAAAACACAUAUCGAUAUUCUUUGCGAUUUCUCCCCGGACACUAUCAUCGGCCUCCAAUCUCUCGCCCAAAAGCACAAUUUCCUCAUUUUUGAGGACCGUAAGUUUGUCGACAUUGGCAACACAGUGCAGAAGCAAUACCAUGGUGGUGCCUUGCAGAUUUCCAAAUGGGCCCAUAUCGUGAAUGCAACUGUCCUACCUGGGCCGGGGAUCAUUGACGCGCUGGCACAGACUGCUACAGCUCCAGAUUUUCCCGAUCCAAAAGACAGAGGGCUCUUGAUUCUAGCUGAGAUGACGUCAAAAGGAUCUCUGGCAAGUGGAAAAUACACAGAACUGUCCGUUGAAUUGGCCCGGAAACAUAAAGGUUUUGUUUUGGGUUUCGUGGCUACCAAAUCUCUGGGUUUCAUCGAAACAGCCGGAAGAGCAGACGAUGAAGAUUUUAUCCUUUUCACCACAGGGGUGAAUCUUGUUUCGAAAGGUGACCCUUUAGGCCAGCAAUACCAAGUUCCUGAAUCGGCUAUCGCAGGUGGUGCUGAUUUUAUAAUUGCUGGCCGUGGUAUAUAUGGUGCUGCAGAUCCGCUUAGGGCUGUUCAGCAGUAUCAGAAAGCUGGAUGGAAUGCAUAUCUUAAUAGGGUCUACCGGAAAUCUUGA
This is a messenger RNA of Ophidiomyces ophidiicola, 831 nucleotides long. RefSeq names its product orotidine 5'-phosphate decarboxylase (gene URA3). Gene Ontology annotation, molecular function: orotidine-5'-phosphate decarboxylase activity. Gene Ontology annotation, biological process: 'de novo' UMP biosynthetic process; 'de novo' pyrimidine nucleobase biosynthetic process. NCBI's taxonomy places the organism in Eukaryota, Fungi, Ascomycota, Eurotiomycetes, Onygenales, Onygenaceae. Gene Ontology annotation, cellular component: cytosol. The record is from RefSeq and is a predicted model, not a curated record. The transcript has 2 exons. The coding region runs from base 1 to 831 and encodes 276 amino acids.